GGAAUUUUUUGCCUGUCAGUGUAUAUCUAAUUCUCCUUGGAGAACCAUUACAGUAAUCUCGUUAUCUGCAAACUGUUGGGACUCUUUUUAUCUUCGACCACAGCUUAUCUUCAUUCUUGCGCAAUAUCUUCAGUUGUCGGGAUGCUCCCGAGCACGUUGGCCGUCUUCUGGGCCAUCGUCUUCAUCGCAGUUUCAGUUAACGCUAAGGUGAUGAGGAUCGAGGAUGUUCACAAGAACCAGCCGGGAAUGGAUCCCGAACCCUCCAUGAUUCAGGUCCCCAAGGUGGUCAAGCCCGUGGUCUGUCCCAAAGGGUACAGGAAGGUAACCAUCGCUGGAAGGUCCACCUGCAAAGCCGUAUUUAAUUGAGGAGUUAGAGUUGGAUCGACUUCCUAAAGAACCGUGUCCACCAGGUCAAAGAAGAUCAAGACUACUUUGUAGGGAUUAUUAUGUUUAAGCCAAAACAUCAUGGAAGUGAAACAUCAUACAAUUUCAUAAUAUAAUCCUGUAUAUACAGAAAUAUUUAAGUAAUAAAUAAUUUACUGAUUCAUUGGAAGAUUUUUUUUUUUUUGUACAAUUUAGUAUACUAUAUUUUAUAAAUAUAAAGCUUGUCUCCUGUAUUUUAUGUUAUAUGUUUAAAACACUAAGGAUUAGUUAAUUGCAUAAGAUGUAAUAAUUAAUGUGAUUAAACUUUACGUUUUUUUUCUUUUCUUUGAAA
Nezara viridula (southern green stink bug) is the source of this 715-nucleotide messenger RNA. NCBI's taxonomy places the organism in Eukaryota, Metazoa, Arthropoda, Insecta, Hemiptera, Pentatomidae. The record is from the annotation of a GenBank genome assembly.